This is a messenger RNA of Penicilliopsis zonata CBS 506.65, 1476 nucleotides long. RefSeq lists its product as hypothetical. The transcript has 3 exons. Gene Ontology annotation, biological process: transmembrane transport. Gene Ontology annotation, molecular function: transmembrane transporter activity. NCBI's taxonomy places the organism in Eukaryota, Fungi, Ascomycota, Eurotiomycetes, Eurotiales, Aspergillaceae. The annotation marks the transcript as partial. The record is from RefSeq and is a predicted model, not a curated record.
UGGACGCUGAAUCUCAAAGACUGGCUGAUUUUAUCUUGUAUUGCGCUUCUCAUGCUGAUGGAUGGAUUCAACGCGACGGUGCUGAUACCGAUACUUCCGGAUCUCUCGAAUUCGCUUGACACGCCGUUCAGCGGCGUUCUGUGGUGUCAAACCGCAUAUCUGCUUGUCAAUGCCGUGAGCCACUGCUUCUUCACCAUGCUGUUAGAAAUCUUCGGCCACGGGUCGCUGCUCUUCAGCGCUCUGAUCCUCUCCACCGUCGGCACGGGCAUCGGCUGUCGCGCAGGAAGCCUCUCUCAAUUGAUCGCAGGGCGCAUCCUGCAAGGAAUCGCUGGCGGCGGGAUGACCAGCGUCUCGCUCCUUUUGAUCUCGGACGUGAUCCCACCCUGCAAACGGCCGGUGACCAUUUCCUACCUCUUCAUCGCGCGAGUAAUAGGGGCCAUCUUCGGCCCGGUGGCCGGGGGGAUCUUCGUGGACCGGGCCAGCUGGAGCUGGGCCUUCUACAUCAACUUCAUCCUGUGCGCUUUGGGAAUCGUCCUCGUACCCUUCACCAUCACAUUCCAGAUGAACCGGACAAUCGAUCUACGUCGGAUCCGAACCAUGGACUGGUCUGGCGCGACGCUGAUCUUUCUGAGCGUCGGGACCUUGCUGAUCGGUAUCUCGUGGGGAGGAACCCUCUACCCGUGGCAUAACUGGCGCACAUUGCUCCCCAUUGCCGCCGGGGGCGCUGGCAUCCUUGCUCUCAUUUUCUAUGAGCGCGUAUGGGCGGUGGAUCCGCAUUUCAAACUGACCGUGCUUCAAAGCAGCCGGUCUUCGAUCGCAGCGUAUAUCGGUUGUUUCCUGCAGGGGAUUUUGAUCUUCACCAAGCUGCAGUAUCUGGCCCUGUAUCUCCUGUCCGUUGGAUACAUGACCCCGACUUUCGCCGGGCUGAGCCUCCUAGCCAUCACGGCGGUGAUCUUCCCCACGGCCGCGAUGGAGGGCACGCUGACGGCCAAGUCGCGGCGGUUCCACUGGUCGCUGUGGGCCGGGUGGAUGAUGACCAUCCUCUCGACGGGCUGCUUUAUCCUGUUGUCGGCCAGCAUCCCGACGGGCGGGUGGGUGAUCAUGUUCAUUGUGGCGGGGAUGGGCCACGGCCUGUUGAUCUCCGGAUACAACAUCUGCCUGCACGCGUGGACGAACGAGGAGGAAUCCCACCACGCAAUGAAGAUGUAUUCUCUCCUCCGCACACUGGGCAUGUGCGUCGCUGUCCCUGUUGCGGGCUGCAUCCUUCUCAACCAGGUUGUCCACCACAUCACCCAGCUCGGCCUGCAGGCAGGUGUCGUCAACACUGCCAAUGGCUACAUCAUCCUGCUGAGCGAGGUAGAGCUCUCCAAGGCGGAGCGUGCAGCUCUAGAUGCCGCGUAUACCGCUAGCUUCCGAUUUCUCUGGCAGGUCAUGUCUGGCGUGGCGGCCUUGGGUGGCCUGUCGUCUUUUUUCAUC